Molecule: messenger RNA, 453 nt
Organism: Lachnellula hyalina
Lineage: Eukaryota; Fungi; Ascomycota; Leotiomycetes; Helotiales; Lachnaceae
Gene: ubcB
Product: Ubiquitin conjugating enzyme E2
Exons: 2
Coding region: 1-453 (150 amino acids)
Source: RefSeq, a predicted model, not a curated record
AUGGUAUUAACACGUCUUCAGGAGCUUGCAGAAGUCACCACCUCCCCUCCAGCAGGCAUUCAUGUCAGCCUCGUCGACGACAACAAUGUCCACAACUGGAACAUCGUAAUGGACGGUCCCGAAGGUUCACCAUACGCAGGCGGAAAAUUCAAGCUCCUCCUCGUCCUCCCCACAGACUACCCCUUCAAACCCCCCAAGAUCAAUUUCAAAACCCGCAUCUGGCACCCCAACGUAACCUUCGACGAGCACGGUAGCAUGUGCAUCGGAAUCCUCAAGCCUGAGGCCUGGAAGCCGUCAUCCAAAAUCCUGUCCGUGUUGACCGCAACGCAGAAUCUGCUGCUGGAGCCCGUGCCCGAUGAUGCGGUCGAGACGACCGCUGCGAAUAGCUUCAAGGAGGAUCUAGCGGGGUUCAACAAGACGGCCAAGGAGUAUACGAAGAAGUAUGCUAAGUAG